ACUUGACUCAAGUCUUUUCUUUUUGACAAUUUUAUUGCAUUUAUACCACUUCCUCAAGGGCCCGUCACCCCGCAAAGUUGACUUGGAAACACCCACGGCCUCGGACAAGUCUGAACCUUGUCGACCAAAGAUUAAUAUUUGUUUGAAACGCACCCCCACCGACUUCAUAUCGGUCGCCGCCAAAGAAAAAUUCCCUGCAACCCGGAGCACCUGAACAAGCAGCUACCACGUCAUAUUGCGCAUGCCGUAACUUUUUCCAUUGCUCCCCGGCACAAAUCUUUUUGGCAGAUGAUGGACGCUCAGGUUGAGAAUGCCAUCGAGAUCGGUUUCAACCCGGCUGCGGACCAGAAUCUGAAAAGACAAGCCUUCGAUUUCUUAGGUCAAUUACGCUCCGAAUCCUCGGGAUGGCAGGUUUGCCUUUCCCUUUUCACCCGCACUCCUCGCUCCUCCGAAGUCGUUCGUCUCGUCUCCCUCGAGCUGGUGAAUAAUGCUAUUCAAAUACAACAGCUUGAUACACAGAGCCUAGCCUUCGUCAAGGAGAACCUGCUGGAUUAUUUGCGAAGGAUCUAUGGGGGUGCCAGCUCGCCGGAGGAGCUUGAUUCUGCAUCCAUUCAGAACAAGCUCACGCAGACAUUGACAUACUUGUUUAUGGCACUUUAUGCGUCAGGAUGGGAGAGUUUCUUUGACGACUUGCUGAGUCUGACUGGCCUCGCAUCGGGCUCCGGAGAAGGCAAUGUUGCGGGAACGGGGAUUUAUCUCCGUGCCCUGCACUCUGUGCACGAGGAGAUUGCGGAUCAAUUAAUGCCCAGGACUGCGGACGAGCAAAGGCGAUGCAACGAGCUGAAGGACUUGGUUCGAGCAAGAGAUGUUAGCAAGAUUGCAGAAUCAUGGCCAGUCAUUUUGUCACGGUGGCUAGAGCAGAAUGAUGUGAUUAUCGAAAUGUGCUUGCGAACCGUUGGCCGAUGGGUCAGCUGGAUUGAUAUCGCUCUCGUCGUUCGAGAGCCUUUGCUCAGCCAGCUCUUCCAGAUUGCGGGAAGAAACAAAGUAGAGGGUGUGGAUCGGGUACGAGAUGUGGCCAUCGACACUUUCACCGAGAUUGUGGCCAAGAAGAUGAACCCAAGCGACAAGAUCGAAAUGAUUAUCUUUUUGAAUCUCGGCGACAUUGUGGGCAAACUUAUUGCCAGUCCGCCGCUGCAUGACCUCCGUGAGACGCCACAAUACGACACUGACCUGGCCGAAUCAGUCGCCAAGUUGGUCAACAAUGCCGCCUUCGACAUCGUGAAGACGCUCGAUGGCGAGCAGGCUAAUGAACUCGCCAGAGGCAAAGCAAACGAGCUCCUGCAAAUCUUCGUUCCGUAUAUUCUGCGCUUCUUCUCAGAUGACUUUGACGAGAUUUGCUCCGUCAUGAUUCCGUCUUUGAUCGACCUCCUCACCUUUUUCCGCAAAGAUGCCAAGGCAAAGGGCGGACUGGACCCGAAAUAUGCGGGCAUGCUUCCACCUAUCCUUAAUGCCAUUAUUUCCAAGAUGAAGUAUGACGAGACCGCGUCUUGGGGUACCGAAGAUGAUGAGACAGACGAAGCGGAGUUCCAAGAGUUGCGCAAGAGGCUUCAGGUACUUCAGCAAGCUGUCGCUGCAGUGGACGAGGUUCUCUACAUUGGUGUGCUGAGCAAUGUCAUUGGGGAUACCUUCAUCAGAUACAGCCAGAGCCCUUCGCAGCUCAGCUGGAGAGAUCUCGACCUUGCCCUGCAUGAGAUGUUCCUCUUUGGCGAACCCGCCAUGAGAAGUGGCGGACUUUACCACAAGGGACAGCCAGCCUCGCUCGCUGCUGAGAGACUGGUACAGAUGAUGGCGCAGAUGGUUGAUUCGGACGUUGCCUCUUUCCCCCAUCCCGCCAUUCAGCUCCAGUACAUGGAGAUCUGUGUCCGUUACGCCCACUUUUUCGAAUACCAUGCUGCUUCGGUUCCCCGUGUCUUGGAGAACUUUGUCCGGUUCGUCCAUCACGAUCACAUCAGGGUGAAGACAAGAUCCUGGUACCUUUUCCACCGUUUAGUCAAGCAUUUGAGGUCGCAGUUGGGUGAUGUGUCCCAGACGGUCGUUCAAGCCAUUGGCGAUCUUCUAGUCAUCCGAGCAGAGUUGCCACCGGAAGGCUCAGGUGACGAUAAGUCGUCUAAUGAAGAUGAUUCCGCCGACGCCAUCUUCAGCAGUCAACUGUUCCUUUUUGAAGCCGUUGGGUGCAUUUCUUCAGUCGCUUCUGUCCCUGUUGAGCAGCGAGUUCUUCACGCAGCCACCGUCCUUAACCCCCUCUUUGCCGACCUUCAGACACACUUGGAACCCGCCAAGAACGGCGAUGAGCGAGCAGGGUUGCAGAUCCACCACGACAUCAUGGCUAUUGGCACUCUUGCCCGGGGUUUUUCGGACUGGAUGCCGGGAAGCACUACCACUACUUCCUCGGCGCCUCCAGAACAACUCUCAGAGGAGUUUGCUCGUGCUGCAGAAGCAAUCCUGGUGACGCUGGAAUCACUCAAAUCUUCUUUGGAAAUCCGCACGGCAGCGCGAUUUGCCUUUUCUCGGCUCAUAGGUGUGCUCGGUGCGCGCAUCCUCCCUCAGAUCUCACGAUGGAUUGAUGGACUGCUGCUUGACAGCUCCAGCAGGGAUGAAAUGACGACUUUCCUACGACUUUUGGACCAGAUUGUCUAUGGAUUCAAGGGUGAAAUUUACAAUGUGCUCGAUUCUCUACUUACACCCUUGCUGCAGCGAGUCUUCUCUGGGCUCGCUGAACCCACUAGCGGCACGGAUGACGAGGUUCAACUUGUCGAGCUGCGACGCGCAUACCUUAACUCCUUGCUCAUCAUUCUCAACAACGACUUGAGUGCGGUACUCGUCAGCAACGCCAAUCAGCAGACUUUCGAGACCGUCAUCACCACUCUGGAGCACUUUACACGAGAUGUGACGGACUUCCCUACGGCCAAGCUUGCGUUUGGCGUCCUUUCGCGCAUGUGCACCGUCUGGGGCGGACCAGACCUUGCAAUCCCUUCAUUCCCUCCAGCCGACCCAUCUACUCCCACCGUGACUUCUCCAGCGCCCACUUUCCCUGGGUUCGAUCACUUCAUGAUGACCAAAUUUUCUCCCCUCUGCUGGUCUCUCCCCACCAACCCAGCAUUCGAUCCCAAGGAUCCUCAGGGUAGACAGGUUCUCGGCGAGAUUGCUCAGUUACAGCGAACAAUCCUCUCCAAGACCGGCACCGAUUUCUUAGCCUACCUCAGGGAGGUCGAGCUUAGGGGAUUGGGUAUUGAGGGAGAUCCAGCUGAAGAGUAUCUGAGGGCCCUCAGCACAUUAGACCUCAAGGGUUUCAAACAAUUCUUCCAGGCCUUUGUCCAACGCACCGGCGCCUAAUCCAUUUUCACUUUGAUAAUUUCCUGUACCAUCACCAUUUACAUUUUCCAUCUUCUAAAUCAUCUUCCUCUCAUAGACGAUGGCUAUGGCGG
Xylona heveae TC161 is the source of this 3485-nucleotide messenger RNA. RefSeq names its product Xpo1-domain-containing protein. Gene Ontology annotation, molecular function: tRNA binding; small GTPase binding. NCBI's taxonomy places the organism in Eukaryota, Fungi, Ascomycota, Xylonomycetes, Xylonales, Xylonaceae. The record is from RefSeq and is a predicted model, not a curated record. Bases 289 to 3393 code for a protein of 1034 amino acids. Gene Ontology annotation, biological process: tRNA re-export from nucleus. The transcript has 5 exons. Gene Ontology annotation, cellular component: nuclear pore; nuclear matrix; cytoplasm.